Thamnophis elegans (Western terrestrial garter snake) is the source of this 1029-nucleotide messenger RNA. RefSeq names its product dynactin subunit 6 (gene DCTN6). The record is from RefSeq and is a predicted model, not a curated record. The transcript is spliced from 7 exons. Lineage: Eukaryota; Metazoa; Chordata; Lepidosauria; Squamata; Natricidae. Gene Ontology annotation, molecular function: dynein complex binding. Gene Ontology annotation, cellular component: dynactin complex. Gene Ontology annotation, biological process: mitotic spindle organization. The coding region runs from base 75 to 647 and encodes 190 amino acids.
CUCGAUCCGCCAAUGCCGCCACAUCUGCAAGAGAGCCUCGCCGCAGGUCGAGUGAUGGAUGAGUGAGAGGAAAGAUGGCGGAGAAGGUGCACAAGAGUGUGAAGAUUGCACCUGGAGCUGUUGUUUGUGUGGAGAGCGAAAUCAAAGGAGAUGUGACUAUUGGUCCUAGAACAGUGGUGCACCCCAAAGCCCGAAUCAUUGCAGAAGCUGGACCAAUUGUGAUUGGGGAAGGUAAUCUCAUAGAAGAACAGGCAAUUAUAAUUAAUGGCUAUCCUGAAAACAUAAUUCCUAAUACAGAGGAAGUAGGAACCAAAUCGAUGGUCAUAGGCACUAAUAAUGUGUUUGAAGUUGGCUGUUAUUCUCAAGCAAUGAAAAUAGGAGAUAACAAUGUAAUUGAGUCAAAGGCGUUCGUUGGUAGAAAUGUGAUCCUGACAAGUGGCUGCAUUAUCGGUGCCUGCUGCAACGUCAACACAUAUGAAGUCAUCCCUGAGAACACUGUCAUCUACGGAGCAGAUUGUCUUCGUCGGGUGCAAACCGAGAGGCCACAGCCACAAACAUUACAGCUGGACUUUCUCAUGAAAAUCCUCCCAAACUAUCAUCAUCUCAAAAAGAUGAUGAAAGCAACAUCAACUCCUGUGAAGAACUGAAAGCCUUCCUGAAUCAUGGUCAAAAUUAUAUCGGGCAUGUGCUACUUGCUUUCUGGACUUUGUGUUUGCAGAACUAACUUUUUUUUUUUUUGGUCUGGAAAUUUGCUCAUGCAAUUAUGCAGCUUAAUUUUAUUUAUUAAAAUAUAAAAAAUAAAAUGCGCCAUUGUCACAUUCCCCUUGAUAGUUUAUAUUCUUAGUGGACUUCAUUAUCUCUAUUGCCUCUUGUUUUUUCUUUGUUAAUGAAGUCAGGGAACUGUCAAACUCGUCUUUCAUACUGAUGCCAUCUUGGAUGUCACCUCAUUUUCCCAGUAAACCUGGGAAUGGUCCAGUUCAUUUGGAAGGCAACAAACAGAGAACUGAACAAAAAGAAAAGAGUUUUUUU